ACAAAGGCUACUCUAGUACUUACAUCAUGUGAUUUUUUAUUUUUUUAAGUACUUGAUCAAACAAGGAUUCCCCCAAUUGAUAUGCUUGGUGAUGAGGGAAUGCUCGGUGGUGCUGGUGCUUGAUGAUGGCGAGGUAAGAGUGUAUGGUGCUGCAAGAUUUGUUCUUUUUACCAAGCUUGGUAUAAGUCAUCAACAUUGAAGGGUUCUCCAGCAAACGUUUUCGAGACGGUAACUUCACAAAGAACGAAAAAGACCCAUAUUAUACACUGCCCAGUCCGCUUUGGGCAGACCAGGUGUACAUAUACAACGCUGACUCGAUCGCAUCGUCAAUCCAAGUACCUAUGCCAAAGUUAAUUGCAUUGAUCCAUUUUUUAACACAACAAGAAAAACACAUAGUUGCGUUAGAUGAAUACAUGGAUCCAACUCUACGAAAAAUUUACAGCACAGCCUACCGAAUAUUCACCAUUGAAUCUGAGAAUAAAGUACUCAGGGAUACCGAGGUUGAAUCAUAUUGCGAUGCCAUGACAUCCCAAUUCAAGAAAAUCAUCCAUAAUAACAACUGCAAUGAUGAGGUAUCAAGGAAACGGAUAGAAAAAUACGCCGAGGACGGUAUUAGCUUUUCAGAAAAUUUCAAGCGUCGAUGUAUAGGGGAAGAGGGGCAUAUUACUGUUACACCUGUCCAGACCACCGAAUCAAAGGACCUGCAAUUUGUAAAGGAUUUCAUGGAACAAAACCAAGGCAAAAUGAAAUGGCCAUCUUGCUAUGACAGAGGCAUCGAUAAAGGACUAUUUGAUAGAUUUUCAUCGCAUUCAACACUCAAAAUGGCGUGAUCUGCAAAGCAACAUUGAACAUGAUCAUCAAGAUCUCGCAAGCUUCUUCAGUCAAGUGCUUACCGUUAAGCAAAAACAAGGUCAAAAACAAAACGAAUGCCAAAGGCUCGGUGGAAUGAUACUCGUUGUUGCCAAAACGAGCAAAGGGAUCUUUUCAUAGCCACACGCUCUGAAUCAAAAUAAAUCGAAUUAAAUAAACUUUGGUCUUUUUACUGUAUAACUUAACCGAUCCAUAACUGAAUAUCACUUUAUAUAGAG
This is a messenger RNA of Mucor mucedo, 1088 nucleotides long. RefSeq lists its product as uncharacterized. The record is from RefSeq and is a predicted model, not a curated record. Lineage: Eukaryota; Fungi; Mucoromycota; Mucoromycetes; Mucorales; Mucoraceae. The transcript has a single exon. The coding region runs from base 342 to 830 and encodes 162 amino acids.